This is a messenger RNA of Paramecium sonneborni, 1022 nucleotides long. NCBI's taxonomy places the organism in Eukaryota, Ciliophora, Oligohymenophorea, Peniculida, Parameciidae. The record is from the annotation of a GenBank genome assembly.
AUGUUUAUAAAUUUAGAAAAAGACUUAAAAAAUUUAUAAAAAAAGAGUUAGGAAUAUCAAGACAUCACAUAAAAAUAUCUAGUUGCUGAUUCAGGAGUGAGAGUAAUGAAUGAUGCUUUUAAAUAAAUAUUGAAUAAGAAAAAAAGUAAUUAAUAAAUGAUAUGAUAAGGCAAGCAAUUUUUUUGUAAAAAUUGUCCUAAGAAAUUUUUAUCAUUUCCUGCAUUGAAAGAACAUGCUAAAAAGAAUCAUGGAUUUUAACCAUUAUAAAAUGGAGAGGCUAGAAAGAGAGGAAGACCAAGAAGAGAUGUAAUAAAGCCAAGUGAUUAAUUUAUUGAAUGGGAGAAAAAUUAAGGAUAGCAAUAACCAAAACCAAAGAGACCAUCAUCUUUAAUAACUUUAAGAAUGGAAUCAAUUAAAGAGAUGGGUUUUAGUGGAUCAUUACGUGUAAAUAAUAGAGAUUAAAUUAGCAGCCUAAUUUAUAAGUACAUACUUCAAUAAAAGAUGCAAUAACAAGUUUAAUAAAUAAAUUAGAGCAUUAAUUAGAAGAGAAUUAUAUAUUGAUUGGACUUGAAGAGAUGAAUAAGUAUUAUGAGGAAGAUUAGGAAUUUUAUUUGGAGAAAAAUUAUAAUGUUAGUUAAUUAUUGGUUUCAUUUCUAAUAAAUUUAUCAAUGCAAGUAAAUGAUGAAUUAUUAAGAGUAUUCAUCACUUUUACGAAAGCUAUUUAUUUUUUUAUUGAUAAUUUUGCAAGAGAUAUUUUAUUUAAAUAAUUAUCUCCAGAGGAAUAUGGAGUAAUUUAUAUUAAAUAUAUACAUAUAUAGUUGAUUCCACCAAUAUGUCCAAAUAAGAAAUUUCAUGAAUUAAUGACAAUAUAGACAUUUCCUUUAAUUUUGAAUGACUUUUUAGAAUUUUUACCACACUUUUAAGAAGCAUUUCCAUUACCUUUUGCAGCAAGAGUACUUAAAGAAAUUUGUGAUUGGAGCACAGCAGAAUGUAAUGGAUUUAAAGUAUAUUUUAAUCUUUGA